AUUCGAAACGGAUAGGUGGCGCCUGGGUUGGCUGUAGGCCUCGCUUUGGGCCGCCGUAGGAGCCUUCUUCCCGCCCCUCCCUCCGCGCCCCGAGCCCGGCGGUCCGUCUGGUUCUUAAGGUGUGGGAAGACUGCAAAGUUCACAAGGAUGAAGAGAAGUUCUGUUUCUACUGGUGCUGCUGGCCGCCAGUCUAUGCAGGCUUUAAGAUCACAGGAUAAUAAUAAACAAGGUCUUUAUACUCCAGUAACCAAAGAAAGACCAGCCUUUGGGAAGCUGAAUACUAGUAGACUUACACCUGGCACAUCCACCUCUGAAAGGAAAAUCAGCUUAUUUGGUAAAAGAACUAGUGGGCCUGGAUCCCGGAACAGUCUGCUUGGUAUAUUUGGCGGUUCUGAAAAAAUCAAAGACCCUAGGCCACUUAAUGACAAAGCAUUCAUUCAGCAGUGUAUUCGACAACUCUUUGAGUUUCUUAUAGAAAAUGGCUAUGCUUACAGUGUUUCCAUGAAAUCUCUACAAAGUCCAUCCAUUAAAGACUUCCUAAAGAUCUUCACUUUUAUUUUUGACUUCAUAUCACCUUCCUAUGAGCUUCCAGAUAGCAAGUUUGAAGAGGAGGUUCCAAGAAUCUUGAAAGAUCUCGGGUAUUCAUUUACUUUACCAAAAAGCUCGAUGUAUACAGUAGGAGCACCUCAUACAUGGCCUCAUAUUGUGGCAGCUUUGAACUGGCUUAUAGAGUGUGUUAAGAUGCUUUUUGCCUGCAAACAAAGUUCACCUUCAUUUGAUGAUGGACAGCCCUGGGGAGGAGAGAGUGAAGAUGGAAUAAUGCAUAAUAAGUUGUUUUUGGACUAUACUGUAAAAUGCUAUGAAAAAUUCAUGACUGGUGCUGAUUUUUUUGAAGAUUUAGAUACAGAAUUACAUUCAAAGCUAAAGGACUUAUUUAAUGUAGAUGAUUCCAAGCUAGAAGCUUUAGCUUCAGAAAACAAAAGGCUAACUGAAGAAAUUGCUAGACUGGAACAAGAGAGAGAAGAUGAGCCGAAUCGUCUGAAAACAAUAAAAAAAGUAUCUGCAUCUUUAAGAGCAGAUGUUCAGAAGUACGAGGCAUAUAUGAACGAAUUGGAGUCUCAUUCUGUUAUUCUUGCACAGAAACUAAAUGAUCUCAAAGAACAACUUCCUGCUGCAGAACUGGAAUUAGAAGCAGUAAAGCAAGAGAAUGCCCGGCUACAAAACAUUAUUGAUAUGCAGAAGUAUUCAGUGGCUGACAUAGAGAGAAUACACCAUGAAAGAAAUGAAUUCCAGCAAACCAUCAAAAAAUUGACCACAGAACUAGAAAUAGAACAAAAACAAUUGUGGAAUGAAGAAUUAAAAUAUGCAAGAAGCAAAGAAGCGAUUGAAUCGCAACUGGCGGAAUAUCACAAACUUGCUCGAAAAUUAAAACUCAUUCCAAAGAGUGCAGAGAAUGCCAAAGGUUAUGACUUUGAAAUUAAGUUUAAUCCUGAGUCUGGUAUAAACUAUCCUGUCAAAUACAGAACUCAAGUCUAUAUUCCACUUAAAGAGUGCUUGAACCAAUAUGAAGAAAGAAUAAGCAAACUUCUACAUAAAAAAAUGGGGUUAGAAGAGACCCUAGAACAAGUGAACACUAUGGUAAGAGAACUGGAAAGAAGUACAAAGAUGUUAAACAUUGAAGUUCAAAAACUGAAGGAUCUUAAAGAAGAAAAAAUUAAGGAAGCUGAAGAAAAAGACAGAAAAUGUACUAUUGAGGUGGAGUCCCUGGACAAACAUAAACAUUUACUUGAAAGUGGAGUUAAUGAAGGCCUCAAUGAAGCCAUGAGUGAAUUGGAUGACAUUCAGCAGCAAUACCAGCUGGUAUUACAAAUGACAACUGAAGAAAGACGAAAAGUGAGCAAUAACUUGCAGCAUCUCCUAGAAAUGGUUGCAACCCAUGUUGGAUCUUGUGAAAAAUAUCUUGAGGAUCAGAUUGUUAGAGUAGACAAAGAAUAUGAAGAAUUCAUUGCUGAAGAUUUCUUGGAAAAUAUUAAAGAAAUUGUAGACAAGUACAAAAAAAAAGCUUCUGUUCUCUUCCACUGAAUCAAGAAUUGCUAAUUAUUGUACUACCACUGAAGAGUUCACUUCUUGAGAUGUCAAUGCCAAGUCUAUUUUUUUAUUUAAAAAAAAACAAGCAUUCAUGACUAUUUAAAUAUUUGUUAAGUGCCUCCUGCCAAUUGUCAGUAUGCAGCAAGGAUGGAAUAGUUGUUUAGAAUUUUUACUUUUUGCAUUUGUAUUUACCAACCUGUAAUCAUACAGUCAUUGUCGAAUUUAUUCUAAAUGUUAACCUGCCAGUAUAGGAUUCAACUCCCCUUAUUCUUGAUGGACCUCCAAAAUACCAAGGACCAAGCUUGUAUUUGUAUUGAUAAUAGAAAUUAAUUCAAAUGAGAACUGUAUAGAUGGCCUUCAGAAAUUGAACAGGAGAGUUUUUCUUCCUUCAAUUAUGAUAUUUAAUUUAGAAUUUUUACUUUAUUAUCUAUACAUAUAUCCACUGUGUGCAUAGUAUUAGGCACUACAAAUACCAGUGGGGCUUAAACUAUUAAGAAUCAUAAUUCAAAAAUCUUUUGGUGGAAGACUUAGAAUUAUAAAAAGAACUGCUCUUCCUCCAAAUGAGUGGUUCAAAUACAAAAACAUAUAUAGAUCUAAUUUAUAAAUUAGACAAUGUAAUUGUACUUAAGUAUUUGUUUUAUCAGCUGUGAAUCUCCAGUGUUUUAAAGAAUUGAUUAAGAAUUGUCAUAACCUCCUUGAGCACUUUUAACACUCAGCUUUACAGCAGUUUAAUGUAGUUGUUCAGCCAAUGAUCUCCAGUCUAUAUAAUCUCUGGCCCAAAGAGCUUCACCUAAAAACUCAAAAAGAUCAUCUGUCCAAAUUUGAGAGCACUCGCCUUAUAAUCUUUAAUGAAGAAUAUCUUUAUAAUGCCAAAUGGAAGGUAUAUUUAUUUGACUAUAAGCCCAUAUGUAACUGUGUAUUUGUAUUGUGUACAUAUGUAUUUAUUUUUGUGUGUGUGUAUAUAUGCUGGGGGAGGGAGGGAAGUGUUCCUAAAUAAAUGUUUUGGGGAUUUGAAGGUAGGUUUACUACUUUUAUGUGUGUUUUUGUUGUUGUUGUUGUUGUUGUUUAAUGAGGCAAUUGGGGAAACCUAAUUAAAUAAACAUGUAAGAAUGUA
This is a messenger RNA of Sarcophilus harrisii (Tasmanian devil), 3202 nucleotides long. It is a transcript of the gene NDC80, whose product is annotated as NDC80 kinetochore complex component. The coding region runs from base 148 to 2082 and encodes 644 amino acids. Gene Ontology annotation, biological process: attachment of mitotic spindle microtubules to kinetochore. NCBI's taxonomy places the organism in Eukaryota, Metazoa, Chordata, Mammalia, Dasyuromorphia, Dasyuridae. The transcript is spliced from 17 exons. The record is from RefSeq and is a predicted model, not a curated record. Gene Ontology annotation, cellular component: Ndc80 complex.